AUGAACAGGCCCCUUGAUAAUAUCCAGCACAAACCAGAAAAAUUCGAUGCAACAACAGAGAGUCGUGCUAUGUUUGCUUCCACUAGUGGACAAAGAACACAACAAAUUCGCCCGAGAGAUCAGAUGAAUUGGCCGACAGGAAAUGAAGCUCAUAGAACAGUAAAUAGGUCAGUUUAUCAAGGUGGUACUGGAGAAAGAUAUGCUGCAGCAAGACCCAAAGAUGGAAUUGAUCGUCCAACUGAUUCUCUUGAUUCUCAAACUAUCAAUCGUUCGACAUAUCAAGGUGGUACUGGAGAAAGAUAUGCUGCAGCAAGACCCAAAGAUGGAAUUGAUCGUCCAACAGAUUCUCUUGAUUCUCAAACUAUCAAUCGUUCGACAUAUCAAGGUGGUACUGGAGAAAGAUAUGCUGCAGCAAGACCCAAAGAUGGAAUUGAUCGUCCAACUGAUUCUCUUGAUUCUCAAACUAUCAAUCGUUCGACAUAUCAGGGAGGUACUGGAGAAAGAUAUGCUGCAGCAAGACCCAAAGAUGGAAUUGAUCGUCCAACUGAUUCUCUUGAUUCUCAAACUAUCAAUCGUUCGACAUAUCAGGGAAGUACUGGAGAAAGAUAUGCUGCAGCAAGACCCAAAGAUGGAAUUGAUCGUCCAACAGAUUCUCUUGAUUCUCAAACUAUCAAUCGUUCGACAUAUCAGGGAAGUACUGGAGAAAGAUAUGCUGCAGCAAGACCCAAAGAUGGAAUUGAUCGUCCAACAGAUUCUCUUGAUUCUCAAACUAUCAAUCGUUCGACAUAUCAGGGAAGUACUGGAGAAAGAUAUGCUGCAGCAAGACCCAAAGAUGGAAUUGAUCGUCCAACUGAUUCUCUUGAUUCUCAAACUAUCAAUCGUUCGACAUAUCAGGGAGGUACUGGAGAAAGAUAUGCUGCAGCAAGACCCAGAGAUGGAAUUGAUCGUCCAACAGAUUCUCUUGAUUCCCAAACUAUCAAUCGUUCGACAUAUCAGGGAGGUACUGGAGAAAGAUAUGCUGCAGCAAGACCCAAAGAUGGAAUUGAUCGUCCAACUGAUUCUCUUGAUUCUCAAACUAUCAAUCGUUCGACAUAUCAGGGAGGUACUGGAGAAAGAUAUGCUGCAGCAAGACCCAAAGAUGGAAUUGAUCGUCCAACAGAUUCUCUUGAUUCCCAAACUAUCAAUCGUUCGACAUAUCAAGGUGGUACUGGAGAAAGAUAUGCUGCAGCAAGACCCAAAGAUGGAAUUGAUCGUCCAACUGAUUCUCUUGAUUCUCAAACUAUCAAUCGUUCGACAUAUCAAGGUGGUACUGGAGAAAGAUAUGCUGCAGCAAGACCCAAAGAUGGAAUUGAUCGUCCAACUGAUUCUCUUGAUUCUCAAACUAUCAAUCGUUCGACAUAUCAGGGAGGUACUGGAGAAAGAUAUGCUGCAGCAAGACCCACAGAUGGAAUUGAUCGUCCAACAGAUUCUCUUGAUUCCCAAACUAUCAAUCGUUCGACAUAUCAGGGAGGUACUGGAGAAAGAUAUGCUGCAGCAAGACCCAAAGAUGGAAUUGAUCGUCCAACAGAUUCUCUUGAUUCCCAAACUAUCAAUCGUUCGACAUAUCAAGGUGGUACUGGAGAAAGAUAUGCUGCAGCAAGACCCAAAGAUGGAAUUGAUCGUCCAACUGAUUCUCUUGAUUCUCAAACUAUCAAUCGUUCGACAUAUCAAGGUGGUACUGGAGAAAGAUAUGCUGCAGCAAGACCCAAAGAUGGAAUUGAUCGUCCAACUGAUUCUCUUGAUUCUCAAACUAUCAAUCGUUCGACAUAUCAAGGUGGUACUGGAGAAAGAUAUGCUGCAGCAAGACCCAAAGAUGGAAUUGAUCGUCCAACAGAUUCUCUUGAUUCUCAAACUAUCAAUCGUUCGACAUAUCAAGGUGGUACUGGAGAAAGAUAUGCUGCAGCAAGACCCAAAGAUGGAAUUGAUCGUCCAACAGAUUCUCUUGAUUCUCAAACUAUCAAUCGUUCGACAUAUCAAGGUGGUACUGGAGAAAGAUAUGCUGCAGCAAGACCCAAAGAUGGAAUUGAUCGUCCAACUGAUUCUCUUGAUUCUCAAACUAUCAAUCGUUCGACAUAUCAGGGAAGUACUGGAGAAAGAUAUGCUGCAGCAAGACCCAAAGAUGGAAUUGAUCGUCCAACUGAUUCUCUUGAUUCCCAAACUAUCAAUCGUUCGACAUAUCAAGGUGGUACUGGAGAAAGAUAUGCUGCAGCAAGACCCAAAGAUGGAAUUGAUCGUCCAACUGAUUCUCUUGAUUCUCAAACUAUCAAUCGUUCGACAUAUCAGGGAAGUACUGGAGAAAGAUAUGCUGCAGCAAGACCCAAAGAUGGAAUUGAUCGUCCAACAGAUUCUCUUGAUUCUCAAACUAUCAAUCGUUCGACAUAUCAGGGAAGUACUGGAGAAAGAUAUGCUGCAGCAAGACCCAAAGAUGGAAUUGAUCGUCCAACAGAUUCUCUUGAUUCUCAAACUAUCAAUCGUUCGACAUAUCAAGGUGGUACUGGAGAAAGAUAUGCUGCAGCAAGACCCAAAUUGCAAUUGCUGGCGACAGGUUCGCGUGGCUCGCAAACUAUCAUUCGUUCGACAUAUCAAGGUGGAGCUGCAGAGAUAUAUGCUGCAGCAAAGGCGCCAGAUGGAAUAGCUGGCGCAAGAGGUUUGCGUGACUCGCAAACUAUCAAUCGUUCGACAUAUCAAGGUGGUACUGGAGAAAGAUAUGCUGCAGCAAGACCCAAAGAUGGAAUUGAUCGUCCAACUGAUUCUCUUGAUUCUCAAACUAUCAAUCGUUCGACAUAUCAGGGAGGUACUGGAGAAAGAUAUGCUGCAGCAAGACCCACAGAUGGAAUUGAUCGUCCAACAGAUUCUCUUGAUUCCCAAACUAUCAAUCGUUCGACAUAUCAGGGAAGUACUGGAGAAAGAUAUGCUGCAGCAAGACCCAAAGAUGGAAUUGAUCGUCCAACAGAUUCUCUUGAUUCUCAAACUAUCAAUCGUUCGACAUAUCAAGGUGGUACUGGAGAAAGAUAUGCUGCAGCAAGACCCAAAGAUGGAAUUGAUCGUCCAACAGAUUCUCUUGAUUCUCAAACUAUCAAUCGUUCGACAUAUCAGGGAAGUACUGGAGAAAGAUAUGCUGCAGCAAGACCCAAAGAUGGAAUUGAUCGUCCAACAGAUUCUCUUGAUUCUCAAACUAUCAAUCGUUCGACAUAUCAGGGAAGUACUGGAGAAAGAUAUGCUGCAGCAAGACCCAAAGAUGGAAUUGAUCGUCCAACAGAUUCUCUUGAUUCCCAAACUAUCAAUCGUUCGACAUAUCAAGGUGGUACUGGAGAAAGAUAUGCUGCAGCAAGACCCAAAGAUGGAAUUGAUCGUCCAACAGAUUCUCUUGAUUCUCAAACUAUCAAUCGUUCGACAUAUCAGGGAAGUACUGGAGAAAGAUAUGCUGCAGCAAGACCCAAAGAUGGAAUUGAUCGUCCAACAGAUUCUCUUGAUUCUCAAACUAUCAAUCGUUCGACAUAUCAGGGAGGUACUGGAGAAAGAUAUGCUGCAGCAAGACCCAAAGAUGGAAUUGAUCGUCCAACUGAUUCUCUUGAUUCUCAAACUAUCAAUCGUUCGACAUAUCAGGGAGGUACUGGAGAAAGAUAUGCUGCAGCAAGACCCAGAGAUGGAAUUGAUCGUCCAACAGAUUCUCUUGAUUCUCAAACUAUCAAUCGUUCGACAUAUCAGGGAGGUACUGGAGAAAGAUAUGCUGCAGCAAGACCCAAAGAUGGAAUUGAUCGUCCAACUGAUUCUCUUGAUUCUCAAACUAUCAAUCGUUCGACAUAUCAGGGAGGUACUGGAGAAAGAUAUGCUGCAGCAAGACCCAAAGAUGGAAUUGAUCGUCCAACAGAUUCUCUUGAUUCCCAAACUAUCAAUCGUUCGACAUAUCAAGGUGGUACUGGAGAAAGAUAUGCUGCAGCAAGACCCAAAGAUGGAAUUGAUCGUCCAACAGAUUCUCUUGAUUCUCAAACUAUCAAUCGUUCGACAUAUCAAGGUGGUACUGGAGAAAGAUAUGCUGCAGCAAGACCCAAAGAUGGAAUUGAUCGUCCAACAGAUUCUCUUGAUUCUCAAACUAUCAAUCGUUCGACAUAUCAGGGAGGUACUGGAGAAAGAUAUGCUGCAGCAAGACCCAAAGAUGGAAUUGAUCGUCCAACAGAUUCUCUUGAUUCCCAAACUAUCAAUCGUUCGACAUAUCAGGGAAGUACUGGAGAAAGAUAUGCUGCAGCAAGACCCAAAGAUGGAAUUGAUCGUCCAACUGAUUCUCUUGAUUCUCAAACUAUCAAUCGUUCGACAUAUCAGGGAAGUACUGGAGAAAGAUAUGCUGCAGCAAGACCCAAAGAUGGAAUUGAUCGUCCAACUGAUUCUCUUGAUUCCCAAACUAUCAAUCGUUCGACAUAUCAAGGUGGUACUGGAGAAAGAUAUGCUGCAGCAAGACCCAAAGAUGGAAUUGAUCGUCCAACUGAUUCUCUUGAUUCUCAAACUAUCAAUCGUUCGACAUAUCAAGGUGGUACUGGAGAAAGAUAUGCUGCAGCAAGACCCAAAGAUGGAAUUGAUCGUCCAACUGAUUCUCUUGAUUCUCAAACUAUCAAUCGUUCGACAUAUCAAGGUGGUACUGGAGAAAGAUAUGCUGCAGCAAGACCUAAAGAUGGAAUUGAUCGUCCAACUGAUUCUCUUGAUUCCCAAACUAUCAAUCGUUCGACAUAUCAGGGAAGUACUGGAGAAAGAUAUGCUGCAGCAAGACCCAAAGAUGGAAUUGAUCGUCCAACAGAUUCUCUUGAUUCUCAAACUAUCAAUCGUUCGACAUAUCAAGGAGGUACUGGAGAAAGAUAUGCUGCAGCAAGACCCACAGAUGGAAUUGAUCGUCCAACAGAUUCUCUGAUUCCCAAACUAUCAAUCGUUGACAUAUCAGGUGGUACUGGAGAAAGAUAUGCUGCAGCAAGACCCAAAGAUGGAAUUGAUCGUCCAACUGAUUCUCUUGAUUCUCAAACUAUCAAUCGUUCGACAUAUCAAGGUGGUACUGGAGAAAGAUAUGCUGCAGCAAGACCCAAAGAUGGAAUUGAUCGUCCAACUGAUUCUCUUGAUUCUCAAACUAUCAAUCGUUCGACAUAUCAAGGUGGUACUGGAGAAAGAUAUGCUGCAGCAAGACCCAAAGAUGGAAUUGAUCGUCCAACUGAUUCUCUUGAUUCUCAAACUAUCAAUCGUUCGACAUAUCAAGGUGGUACUGGAGAAAGAUAUGCUGCAGCAAGACCCAAAGAUGGAAUUGAUCGUCCAACAGAUUCUCUUGAUUCCCAAACUAUCAAUCGUUCGACAUAUCAAGGUGGUACUGGAGAAAGAUAUGCUGCAGCAAGACCCAAAGAUGGAAUUGAUCGUCCAACAGAUUCUCUUGAUUCUCAAACUAUCAAUCGUUCGACAUAUCAGGGAGGUACUGGAGAAAGAUAUGCUGCAGCAAGACCCAAAGAUGGAAUUGAUCGUCCAACAGAUUCUCUUGAUUCUCAAACUAUCAAUCGUUCGACAUAUCAGGGAGGUACUGGAGAAAGAUAUGCUGCAGCAAGACCCAAAGAUGGAAUUGAUCGUCCAACAGAUUCUCUUGAUUCCCAAACUAUCAAUCGUUCGACAUAUCAAGGUGGUACUGGAGAAAGAUAUGCUGCAGCAAGACCCAAAGAUGGAAUUGAUCGUCCAACAGAUUCUCUUGAUUCUCCAACUAUCAAUCGUUCGACAUAUCAAGGUGGUACUGGAGAAAGAUAUGCUGCAGCAAGACCCAAAGAUAGAAUUGAUCGUCCAACUGAUUCUCUUGAUUCUCAAACUAUCAAUCGUUCGACAUAUCAGGGAGGUACUGGAGAAAGAUAUGCUGCAGCAAGACCCAAAGAUGGAAUUGAUCGUCCAACAGAUUCUCUUGAUUCUCAAACUAUCAAUCGUUCGACAUAUCAAGGUGGUACUGGAGAAAGAUAUGCUGCAGCAAGACCCAAAGAUGGAAUUGAUCGUCCAACAGAUUCUCUUGAUUCUCAAACUAUCAAUCGUUCGACAUAUCAAGGUGGUACUGGAGAAAGAUAUGCUGCAGCAAGACCCAAAGAUGGAAUUGAUCGUCCAACAGAUUCUCUUGAUUCUCAAACUAUCAAUCGUUCGACAUAUCAAGGUGGUACUGGAGAAAGAUAUGCUGCAGCAAGACCCAAAGAUGGAAUUGAUCGUCCAACAGAUUCUCUUGAUUCCCAAACUAUCAAUCGUUCGACAUAUCAAGGUGGUACUGGAGAAAGAUAUGCUGCAGCAAGACCCAAAGAUGGAAUUGAUCGUCCAACAGAUUCUCUUGAUUCCCAAACUAUCAAUCGUUCGACAUAUCAAGGUGGUACUGGAGAAAGAUAUGCUGCAGCAAGACCCAAAGAUGGAAUUGAUCGUCCAACAGAUUCUCUUGAUUCUCAAACUAUCAAUCGUUCGACAUAUCAAGGUGGUACUGGAGAAAGAUAUGCUGCAGCAAGACCCAAAGAUGGAAUUGAUCGUCCAACAGAUUCUCUUGAUUCUCAAACUAUCAAUCGUUCGACAUAUCAGGGAGGUACUGGAGAAAGAUAUGCUGCAGCAAGACCCACAGAUGGAAUUGAUCGUCCAACAGAUUCUCUUGAUUCCCAAACUAUCAAUCGUUCGACAUAUCAGGGAGGUACUGGAGAAAGAUAUGCUGCAGCAAGACCCAAAGAUGGAAUUGAUCGUCCAACAGAUUCUCUUGAUUCUCAAACUAUCAAUCGUUCGACAUAUCAGGGAGGUACUGGAGAAAGAUAUGCUGCAGCAAGACCCAAAGAUGGAAUUGAUCGUCCAACAGAUUCUCUUGAUUCUCAAACUAUCAAUCGUUCGACAUAUCAAGGUGGUACUGGAGAAAGAUAUGCUGCAGCAAGACCCAAAGAUGGAAUUGAUCGUCCAACUGAUUCUCUUGAUUCUCAAACUAUCAAUCGUUCGACAUAUCAAGGUGGUACUGGAGAAAGAUAUGCUGCAGCAAGACCCAAAGAUGGAAUUGAUCGUCCAACUGAUUCUCUUGAUUCUCAAACUAUCAAUCGUUCGACAUAUCAAGGUGGUACUGGAGAAAGAUAUGCUGCAGCAAGACCCAAAGAUGGAAUUGAUCGUCCAACUGAUUCUCUUGAUUCUCAAACUAUCAAUCGUUCGACAUAUCAAGGUGGUACUGGAGAAAGAUAUGCUGCAGCAAGACCCAAAGAUGGAAUUGAUCGUCCAACAGAUUCUCUUGAUUCUCAAACUAUCAAUCGUUCGACAUAUCAAGGUGGUACUGGAGAAAGAUAUGCUGCAGCAAGACCCAAAGAUGGAAUUGAUCGUCCAACAGAUUCUCUUGAUUCUCAAACUAUCAAUCGUUCGACAUAUCAAGGUGGUACUGGAGAAAGAUAUGCUGCAGCAAGACCCAAAGAUGGAAUUGAUCGUCCAACUGAUUCUCUUGAUUCUCAAACUAUCAAUCGUUCGACAUAUCAAGGUGGUACUGGAGAAAGAUAUGCUGCAGCAAGACCCAAAGAUGGAAUUGAUCGUCCAACUGAUUCUCUUGAUUCUCAAACUAUCAAUCGUUCGACAUAUCAAGGUGGUACUGGAGAAAGAUAUGCUGCAGCAAGACCCAAAGAUGGAAUUGAUCGUCCAACAGAUUCUCUUGAUUCUCAAACUAUCAAUCGUUCGACAUAUCAGGGAGGUACUGGAGAAAGAUAUGCUGCAGCAAGACCCAAAGAUGGAAUUGAUCGUCCAACAGAUUCUCUUGAUUCUCAAACUAUCAAUCGUUCGACAUAUCAGGGAGGUACUGGAGAAAGAUAUGCUGCAGCAAGACCCAAAGAUGGAAUUGAUCGUCCAACAGAUUCUCUUGAUUCUCAAACUAUCAAUCGUUCGACAUAUCAAGGUGGUACUGGAGAAAGAUAUGCUGCAGCAAGACCCAAAGAUGGAAUUGAUCGUCCAACUGAUUCUCUUGAUUCUCAAACUAUCAAUCGUUCGACAUAUCAAGGUGGUACUGGAGAAAGAUAUGCUGCAGCAAGACCCAAAGAUGGAAUUGAUCGUCCAACUGAUUCUCUUGAUUCUCAAACUAUCAAUCGUUCGACAUAUCAGGGAAGUACUGGAGAAAGAUAUGCUGCAGCAAGACCCAAAGAUGGAAUUGAUCGUCCAACUGAUUCUCUUGAUUCUCAAACUAUCAAUCGUUCGACAUAUCAGGGAAGUACUGGAGAAAGAUAUGCUGCAGCAAGACCCAAAGAUGGAAUUGAUCGUCCAACUGAUUCUCUUGAUUCUCAAACUAUCAAUCGUUCGACAUAUCAAGGUGGUACUGGAGAAAGAUAUGCUGCAGCAAGACCCAAAGAUGGAAUUGAUCGUCCAACAGAUUCUCUUGAUUCCCAAACUAUCAAUCGUUCGACAUAUCAAGGUGGUACUGGAGAAAGAUAUGCUGCAGCAAGACCCAAAGAUGGAAUUGAUCGUCCAACAGAUUCUCUUGAUUCUCAAACUAUCAAUCGUUCGACAUAUCAAGGUGGUACUGGAGAAAGAUAUGCUGCAGCAAGACCCAAAGAUGGAAUUGAUCGUCCAACAGAUUCUCUUGAUUCUCAAACUAUCAAUCGUUCGACAUAUCAAGGUGGUACUGGAGAAAGAUAUGCUGCAGCAAGACCCAAAGAUGGAAUUGAUCGUCCAACAGAUUCUCUUGAUUCUCAAACUAUCAAUCGUUCGACAUAUCAAGGUGGUACUGGAGAAAGAUAUGCUGCAGCAAGACCCAAAGAUGGAAUUGAUCGUCCAACAGAUUCUCUUGAUUCUCAAACUAUCAAUCGUUCGACAUAUCAAGGUGGUACUGGAGAAAGAUAUGCUGCAGCAAGACCCAAAGAUGGAAUUGAUCGUCCAACAGAUUCUCUUGAUUCUCAAACUAUCAAUCGUUCGACAUAUCAAGGUGGUACUGGAGAAAGAUAUGCUGCAGCAAGACCCAAAGAUGGAAUUGAUCGUCCAACAGAUUCUCUUGAUUCUCAAACUAUCAAUCGUUCGACAUAUCAAGGUGGUACUGGAGAAAGAUAUGCUGCAGCAAGACCCAAAGAUGGAAUUGAUCGUCCAACUGAUUCUCUUGAUUCUCAAACUAUCAAUCGUUCGACAUAUCAGGGAGGUACUGGAGAAAGAUAUGCUGCAGCAAGACCCAAAGAUGGAAUUGAUCGUCCAACUGAUUCUCUUGAUUCUCAAACUAUCAAUCGUUCGACAUAUCAGGGAGGUACUGGAGAAAGAUAUGCUGCAGCAAGACCCAAAGAUGGAAUUGAUCGUCCAACUGAUUCUCUUGAUUCUCAAACUAUCAAUCGUUCGACAUAUCAGGGAGGUACUGGAGAAAGAUAUGCUGCAGCAAGACCCAAAGAUGGAAUUGAUCGUCCAACUGAUUCUCUUGAUUCUCAAACUAUCAAUCGUUCGACAUAUCAGGGAGGUACUGGAGAAAGAUAUGCUGCAGCAAGACCCAAAGAUGGAAUUGAUCGUCCAACUGAUUCUCUUGAUUCUCAAACUAUCAAUCGUUCGACAUAUCAAGGUGGUACUGGAGAAAGAUAUGCUGCAGCAAGACCCAAAGAUGGAAUUGAUCGUCCAACUGAUUCUCUUGAUUCCCAAACUAUCAAUCGUUCGACAUAUCAAGGUGGAGUUGGUGAUAGGUCAAAUAUAAUCAAGCAUGGGACGACUCUUGAAUUCGGAUCAGGGAAAGUGACAGAUCAAUCCGUAUCAAGAUUGACAUACACCCAAUUUCCCAUCGAACGAAUGUCAUUGUCAGUUCCAGUGGAAAAGUGGAUCACUGCAGGAAUGUCGUUUCCAACGGAGUACCUGACUGAACAAAAAAGCUCAUUCCGUCCGAAACCGGCCAACUCAGAGUGCCCAGCUGUUCGUAUAGUGAGCUCAAAGAAAAGAGCACCAAAUCAGCACAUGUACUUGUAUUAG
Molecule: messenger RNA, 9957 nt
Organism: Caenorhabditis elegans
Lineage: Eukaryota; Metazoa; Nematoda; Chromadorea; Rhabditida; Rhabditidae
Gene: Y55F3C.17
Product: Translation initiation factor IF-2
Exons: 3
Coding region: 1-9957 (3318 amino acids)
Molecular function (GO): microtubule binding
Source: RefSeq, marked reviewed